Molecule: messenger RNA, 1149 nt
Organism: Sabethes cyaneus
Lineage: Eukaryota; Metazoa; Arthropoda; Insecta; Diptera; Culicidae
Product: WW domain-binding protein 11-like
Exons: 2
Coding region: 1-1149 (382 amino acids)
Source: RefSeq, a predicted model, not a curated record
AUGCGUUCACUCGUCACUGGUGCUGCUGCUGUUGGCGCCGGAGGCGGUUUCGACUGCGGCAGUACAGAACCGGACCAGCAGCACCACGAUCAGCAGCGUCGUCAACCCCGUAAAACAUCCUCUUCCGACGACGGGGCGCUGGCUUCACUUUCAUAUCCGGACCAGUCCGGAUCACGGCACCGCACGGCCAAUAUGACACUUGGACCUGGACCGCCUCGACCUGGACCUGAACCACCUCGGCUUGGACCUGGACCACCUCGGCUUUCACCUGAACCUCCUCGACUUGGACCUGGACCACCUCGACUUGGACCUAGACCGCCUCAACUUGGACCUGGACCACCUGGAUUGGACCUGAACCACCUCGAAUUGGACCUAAACCACCUCGAAUUGGACCUGGACCGCCUCGGCUUUCACCUGAACCUCCUCGACUUGGACCUGGACCACCUCGAAUUGGACCUGGGUCACUGCGACUUGGACCCGAACCACCUCGACUUGGACCGGGAUAAUCUUGACUUGGACGUGGACCACCUCGACUUGGACCGGGACAAUCUUGACUUGGACAUGGACCACCUCGCGUUGGACCUGGGUCACUACGACUUGGACCCGAACCACCUCGACUUGGGCCUGAACCGCCACGACUUGGACCCGAACCAUUUCGACUUGGAUAUGGACCACCACGACUUGGACUUGAACCACCUCGGCUUGGACCUGAACCACCUUGGCUUGGCCCUGGGCCGCCUCGACUUGGACCUGGAUCACUACGACUUGGACCCGAGCCACCUCGUGUUGGACCUGAACCACCACGACUUGGAUAUGGAUCACCACGACUUUGAAGUGAACCACCUCGACUUGGACGUUGGACCUGGACCACCUCGACUUGGACCUGGAUCACUACGACUUGGACUUGAACGGCCUCGACUUGGACCUGAACCACUUCGACUUGAACCUGGAUCACUACGACUUGAACCCGAGCCACCUAGACUUGGACCUGGACCACCUCAACUUGGAAAUGGACCACCACGACUUGGACUUGAACCAUCUCGGCUUGGACCUGGAUCGCCUCGACUUGGAUAUGGACCACCUCGACUAGGAGCUGGAUCACUACGACUUGGACCCGAGCCACCUCGACUCGGAUCUGGACUACCUUGA